AUGUCUCACACAUGCAAUGCUUUGAUUGGUACCACCAACCAAGGUCACGGGCCGGCACGCAACAUUGGUGUCAGGUUGAAAAAACUUUCUACCAAUUCGAUGCUUCCCAACUAUUACGAUCCGGACGACGACGUUCUGCCAAAAGGGUCCCCUCUACUUCAGCCAGUCCAGGUUCGAAUUAAGCUUGAAACGCCUGAUGGGCCGGCUGACGAGUUGGACCCCGAAGACUUGGAUAAACCAUGGAGUCCAGCUCUCCUAGACCAAAAGAGACUGAUUAGGAGGUUUUCUAAUCGCUUGUACAAAAGAAUGAGAAUGGAGGAUAAAGCUCGGGUGGACUGGGCACUUCUUCAUCACAUGAGUGGCAAAGACCCGGACAUGACAAGUGCGGAAGCCAGGGAACCUCUACCAUCAAAUGAUCCUGGAUGGAGACCCCCUUCAAACUUACGACGUCCCAGGAAACGGCGAGUCCUUCCACUUGUUUUGCAAGACCCAUUAGGUAUUACUGUAAAGCUUGAGGCAUGUGCUGAUAGCGGGUCUGACGAGAACAUCAUCUCCUUAGAGGUAGCGAGACAGAUGAAGCUUCAGAUAAGACCCGAGGGAGCCAGGCAAUUUGCACUCGCCAACGGAAAGGUUGUUGAAGCAGUAGGGUCGGUAAAAUUAGACUGCGGAUUCGCGGUCGGGACACCCUUACCUUCUGAUACUGUCGCAUGUCUUUUUUACGUUUUCAACACUUUGGCCGUUCCUUUGAUCAUGGGUAUGGGCUUUCUGACUGAGACCAAGACAUUGAGUGAACAUACAGAUCGACUUAUUGAACAGGUCGUUUCUGAGAUGCAAGCUCUCAAGGUUAACAGUGUUGGAAACACCAAAUGUAGCGCCCCCUGUCGUCUCAAUGAUCUUGCUGGACAUGCCGUCGUUGACACUGGUUCGGACUUGAACUUCGUGCAUCCAAGGAUUGUGGAAGAGGGCAAGUUCGUGAUCGAGCCCGCUUCAGUUUAUCUCGAGUUCGCUGACUGCAGUAUCGGAACGACCUCCGGCGUCAUCAAUACUACUUUCUCUAUCGGAUGCGAAGAUAAGCCAAAGCUGAAUCGAUCUCUAGCCGACCAACAGUUCUAUAUCUUAGACAAUCUCAACACUGAUAUUCUGAUCGGCCAGAACACUACUGAGGACUUACAAGUGAUGACUUCGCUGCAUGAGGCACUUGAGAUAGUGUCAGCAGGCUCGGCAGUCAACAUCAUUCGAUUAAAAGGGAAUCUUGAACAGCGCAUCAGAGACAUCGGAAGGCACUUCCGGAAUGUGAUUUCCACGUCCAGUCAGCAAAAAGAUGACGACACUAACCAAGUGGGUUCUACUGAGCUACAAGCUCAGCGGGAAAAUGCACAGAUGGAAGAGGUAUUUGAGAAUGCCAUUAUACCACAGUUGCUAUCCGCCAUCUUACUGCCGAAUUCCAAUCAGGAAUCAAAUACAUCUUCCCACCCACGCCAUGCAUACGCACCUUCAACAGCAGCUACUUAUGAUUCUACAGCGACUUCCAUCGUCAAUAGGAUAUCAGAUACAGGGUCAACGCCUGGUUCAUACUCAUGUGCUGUCCCAGGGUGUAACGCUACGCCUUUUCAAAAUCAGUACCUUCUCAAUGCCCACAUGGAAAUACAUCAAUCCGCGAGGCCUCGGCGCACGACUCGUCUGGACACAUAUGCCCCUUUUGCCCGGAUCGCGAGCACAGAUAUCCGAGACCGGAUAACUUACGACGGCAUAUUCGUGUUCAUCAUCCUAAUAAGGAGCGGGACGACCCCUUGCUUCGGGAUGCUUUAG
Molecule: messenger RNA, 1809 nt
Organism: Fusarium graminearum PH-1
Lineage: Eukaryota; Fungi; Ascomycota; Sordariomycetes; Hypocreales; Nectriaceae
Exons: 6
Coding region: 1-1809 (602 amino acids)
Source: RefSeq, a predicted model, not a curated record